CAUGUAUAAAACCGAAAAUGAGUAUGGUCAGUCUAGCAGGAGUCUCACAGCCGCCAUGGAAACACUCCUUCAGUUUCUUCUCCUGCUCGGCACAUUCAUCAAUACCUUCUUCUCAGCAAGUUCCCAGCCGUACGUCGGAGUAAACUACGGAGAGAUCGCCGACAACCUGCCGCCGCCGGAAUCCACCGCCCACCUCCUGCAAUCCACCACCAUCUCCAAGCUCCGUCUCUACGGAGCCGAUCCCGCCAUCAUCCGAGCCCUCGCCGGCACCAACAUCUCUCUCAUCAUCGGCACCACCAACGGCGAAAUCGCCUCCCUCGCCGCCAAUCCCUCCGCCGCGGUUUCAUGGGUCUCGUCGAACGUCCUCCCCUUCCUCCCAGCAACCUCCAUCUCCGCCAUCUCUGUCGGCAACGAAAUCCUCACCGCCGGCGAUCCCACCCUCUCCUCCCAGCUCCUCCCCGCGAUGCAGAACCUCAAAGCCGCAAUCCCCGCUGGAAUCAAGAUCUCCACCGUCCAUUCUAUGGCCGUGCUGUCCCAAUCCGAUCCGCCGUCCUCCGGUAUGUUCAAACCCGAUCUCGCCCCUUUGCUAAAACCGAUCCUCCAGUUCCUCCACGACAACGAAUCCCCUUUCAUGGUGAACCCUUACCCCUACUUCGCCUACCAGAGCGAUCAACGGGCCGAAACCCUAGCUUUCUGUCUAUUCCAGCCGAAUUCGGGCCGGCCAGAUCCGGGCUCGGGGGUGACCUACACCAACAUGUUCGACGCUCAGGUGGCGGCGGUUCGCGCCGCGCUGGUGGCUGCGGGGUUCGCCGGAGCUGAAGUAGUGGUGGCGGAGACAGGAUGGCCGUACAACGGCGAUGCGGGAGAGGCCGGAGCGACAUUGGAGAACGCGAAAGCGUAUAAUGGGAAUUUGGUGGCUCAUCUGAGGGGAAUGGGGGAACCAAUCGAGACUUACAUAUUCGCGCUUUAUGACGAGGACUUGAAGCCCGGCCCGACCUCGGAGAGAUCGUUCGGACUGUUUAAGACUGACCUGACGCCGAUUUAUGAUGCGGGGCUGACCAGGUCGGAAGGGGGAACGGGGCAGGCGGUUCCGGCGAUUGCGCCGGCGCCGACGACGGCGGAGGAUCCAAUUGUUCCUGCGAUUUCGGCCGCGCCAGCGCCGGCGGAGGAUCCGGCGAUUGUGAAAAGCUAUUUGGUUUUAUGA
Phalaenopsis equestris is the source of this 1204-nucleotide messenger RNA. RefSeq names its product glucan endo-1,3-beta-glucosidase 7-like. Bases 2 to 1204 code for a protein of 400 amino acids. Gene Ontology annotation, cellular component: plasma membrane. The transcript has 3 exons. The record is from RefSeq and is a predicted model, not a curated record. Gene Ontology annotation, biological process: carbohydrate metabolic process. Lineage: Eukaryota; Viridiplantae; Streptophyta; Magnoliopsida; Asparagales; Orchidaceae. Gene Ontology annotation, molecular function: hydrolase activity, hydrolyzing O-glycosyl compounds.